GAGCUGCUUGCCACCGAGAAGCAGCAGGUGGGCCUGGCGCUGGAGUCCCUGCAGGAGCUGCUCCGGGAGAGGCAGCCGGUCUGGCUGGGCUGGCUGGCCGAGCAGGAGAAGAUGGAGUCUGAGUGGGCGGUGACCCUGGCCCAGCUCUCCAGGGAGACCUCCUGCCUGCAACAGCUGAUGGCCCAGACAGAAAGGAAGUGCCGUCAGCCGGAUGGGGAAUUCUUGCAGGACAUCCAAGACACCGUAGACAGGUGCCGGAGUUACGUGGUGGGGCGUGUAGAGAGCAUCUCUCCCAGCCUGCAAGACAGACUCCGCACCCUCUUGGAGAAAAACGCUUCUGUAAGGCAGAUUGUUGACAGUUGCAAAGCCUCUCUGCAGGCGACUCUGACCAGGGAGAACCUGGAGCAACUUCUGACCACAGCACUUGCUCCACAACAGCCAAGAUAUCCUAGAGCCAACGCCGUGCCGAACAGCUCAACCGCCCACCCCCGGCUCCUGUGCAAUGGCUCCACUGUGACUUGGGCCGACAGAUACCAGAAUUACUCAGAUGUGCCAGGGAGGUUCGACCGGGAAUUCUGUGUCCUGGGCCGUGAAGGAUUCAACACAGGAUGGCACUGGUGGGAGGUGUCCGUGCAGGUGGCAGCCGACAAUGCCCCGGUGCGGGGCACAGCAUGUUGGGCCAUCGGGGUGGCCAAGGAGUCCGUCCGCAGGAAGGGGAGGUUCGAGCUGAGCCCCCAGGAGGGAAUCUGGGCCGUGGGGAAGAGUGUUAGAGGGGAGUUUGUCACUUUUGACACAGAUCAGAAGAAGCUGAGCUUGAAAAAGGUGCUGCAGAGGCUGCGGGUGAGGCUGGACUGCGAGGCAAAAGAAGUGGAGUUCCUGGAUGGGGAGACGGAGGAUUCCCUCCACACCUUCCAGAUGGGGCCCCUCCUUGGGGAGACUCUCUGGCCAUUUUUCUAUCUGGGCCAGGUGGGGGUCACCUUUAUUGUUAGGAAUUUCCACAUCCUAUAAAAGAUCUUUGGGACUGAUAGUCCUCAACUUACAACAGUUCACGUACUGACCAGAGUUGAGGAGCUCAGCCCCACCUCCUCACGCCUUCAAGGCCACAUCUGGCAAGAGGACCAGAUGUCGUCGCCCCUCCCCGCACCAUGCCCGACCUCCUUAUCCUUUUGCC
Molecule: messenger RNA, 1171 nt
Organism: Notechis scutatus (mainland tiger snake)
Lineage: Eukaryota; Metazoa; Chordata; Lepidosauria; Squamata; Elapidae
Source: RefSeq, a predicted model, not a curated record